Verticillium alfalfae VaMs.102 is the source of this 711-nucleotide messenger RNA. RefSeq lists its product as hypothetical. The coding region runs from base 20 to 484 and encodes 154 amino acids. The record is from RefSeq and is a predicted model, not a curated record. The transcript is spliced from 3 exons. NCBI's taxonomy places the organism in Eukaryota, Fungi, Ascomycota, Sordariomycetes, Glomerellales, Plectosphaerellaceae.
AAAACGACAACGUUCCAGAAUGUCUACCGAAACAAAACCGCCAUGCCCUCCCUUCACCGCCGAAACGGCGCGAAUCAAAGUCAAGGCUGCGCAGGAUGCAUGGAAUACGAAGGACCCUGAGACAGUCAAGAUGGCAUACACACCUGACUCAGUCUGGCGGAACAGGGACGUCUUCCUUCGCGGCCGCGACGAGAUUGUACAGUUCCUGAGCGAGAAGUGGUCGCGCGAAGAUGGCUAUAGACUGCGCAAAGAGCUGUUUGCCUUUUCUGACAACAGGAUUGCCGUACAAUUUUGGUACGAAUGGCACGAUGAGAGCGGCCAGUGGUGGCGUACCUACGGACUCGAGGACUGGACCUUUGCCGACAAUGGUCUGAUGCGGAAGCGGCAAAUGAGCGGCAACGAUGUCAGAAUUAACGAGGACGCAAGGUGGUUCAAGGAAGGCGUCGACGUCAACUCGGUGUCCAUUGGCGAGGAGCACUGGUGAGAGUGAGGAGUCACGUUGCAUGUGGUACAAUGACGGCUGUCUCAGAGCCGUCAGCGGGUGCUCUGGAGCUGAAUGCAGAGAUGGGAGCCUUCUCCAUGGGGUUUACUUAAGCUCAUAAUUACUGAAACUUGUUCUGCCGCUACCAAACAUGUCAUCACGCCAUCUUCCCGUCCAUGGAUUUCGAGCAUACGAUCAACGAAUCCAAAAAUGGUACAAAAUUGCAGCAU